Molecule: messenger RNA, 11146 nt
Organism: Psylliodes chrysocephalus
Lineage: Eukaryota; Metazoa; Arthropoda; Insecta; Coleoptera; Chrysomelidae
Source: the annotation of a GenBank genome assembly
UAAAUAAGUAAACGCGGCAACAAGCUCGAGAAUAAAGAGAAAAUACUAAAAGUUGGUUGGGUCGUCCUCGAACCCAGCAGAGGCCGGGAGUUAUAAUUAAUUCCAGAGGGUAUUUUGCGAUUUAGAAGAGGGGGCAGCACGAAUAAAUCAAUACCGAGUCGAGCCCCCCUUAGUGUGUAACCUAUAGGGCGCGGAGACACAGCUGUAAGUGCGGUUAGACGGUUUUCCAAGGUAAAAACCUGUAAAAUCAGCCUAAAUAUAAACGAAUUACUUAUGUUUAUUGUGUAUUAAAUUUAAAAUAAGUGUUGUGGAACUGGUGCUCGAAAUACGAACAUGAAAUUACAAAAGACAGUUCGGCUUUUUGCGGAUAGACAUCUGGAGAACUUAGGCAACGUCUUUGAGACACUGUAUAAAGACAGUUUACUCACCGAUUGUGUUUUGUAUUGUAAAGAUGGAGCUAUAAAAGCCCACAAAGUGAUUUUAGCCGCGAGUAGCCGGUAUUUUAGACAAGUUUUCAUUGAUCACGCUGACGACAAUGCUAUUUUUAUGUAUGGUAUUUCGUACAUUCAGUUAAAAAACUUGGUUGAAUUGAUUUACAAAGGUCGCAUUGAUGUUCCUAGUGAUAGUUUUAAUUCCGUAUAUAAUUUAUUAGAAGAAUUAAAAGUCAAUGGAGUUGUUGUUGAUGCAACACAAGACUUAAAAUCCAAUGGUAUAGGACGAGACACAAGAUUUAAAGGUCAAAAACGUGUGGCUGUUGACUUUGAACUUAAAGAUGAUCCUCUUACAUCUACACCAAAACCUCAGCAACCACUCCCAACGGAAAACAGAAGACGCAGCUCGAGUUCAGAAUCAAUUUCCAUUAAAAGAGAAACAGAACCAGAACCAGAAAAAGAAACAAACACCGACGUAUUACCAGAUAAUGACGCACCACUUUCCUCUUCCUCCAUAAUCAAUAUUGAUAACUUAAAUGAAGACGACAAUUUCAUUGGGCAUGAAGUCUUAGAUGAUCAAGAGCAAGGAGAACAUCUUAGCGUUUGGGCGAAAAAAGAAAGAAAAUUCAAAUGUGAUUUAUGUCCCAGUAGUUUUAAGAGAGCAUCACAUCUUAGUCGACAUCAGUUAGUCCAUACAGGAGAGAGACCAUUCGCUUGUGAUCAAUGUGAUAAAGCUUUCUCAAGACAUGAUAAACUUAAGCAUCACGUACAUAAAGCCCAUGAAAUAGGCGCUCUUAAUGAAGCUCUAGGUCCAGAUUCCUUAUAUACCAUUGACCAUGUUGAUAUUCUUACGCCGGAAACCAAUAUGGUGGAGUCUUCAAGCAUCUCCUUCUUAACUCAAGAACACUCCAAACAGAAUGUGUCGACACUUUCAUCUGCUUCUGUAUCGAGUAUGGAUUUUGGGGAACCGCUUCAAAAGAAGGCGAGGGGGAGACCGAGGAAAUAUCCAGCAGUUCCAAAACCGUUGAUCAAAAGACCGAGAGGACGACCGAGAAUUAAUCCAGCUGUUGCACGGCCACUUAAACGUCAGAGAGGUAGGCCCCGGAUGACUCUUACGGGUUCUUUUGGACACGGCCAUGGUUAUCAAUCCUUCCAAAGAGAUUCGUUUGGCGAAAUGAAUUACCACUAUAAAUAUGAUAAUACCUCCAACUUUAAUUCUCAAGACAUGACAGAUAACUCAGAAUUAGAAAACGAUUCAUCGGAUCUGCACGAACAGGGAUUUAUGGAGCCGCUGGUCGAAAUAAAAACGGAAUUAGCCGAGAAACUAACCGACCAAGAGGAAGAGGAGCAGCAACAAAACGACGACGCAAACUUUUUCCAAAGAAUUGGCUUGUUUGAAAAUAAUUCGGCUGCUAUAGCUAAGAUAGGAGAAUGUACAAUUUCGAUGGCUGCCAGUUGCAGUAAUAAUACUUCUAGUAAUAAUACUUCUAAUAAUAAUAAUACCAAUAAUACUGAAGUUGUUGAUAAUUAAAUUAUAUUUAUAUGUAUUUUUAGACGACGACUAGGAGUAGUUUCGUUCGAUAUUUAUUUUUUUAUUGUCUAAUAUAAAUAUAAGUAUCAUAUUUGAAUAGAAAUAAAUAUUCAAUUACUUUACAAUAUUUUUCAGUAAUUAAUAUUUUAGAGCUUUGUUCAAGGUCUCUUCCAGAGGUUUGUCCAAACGUUAAUUAUAAAUACUUUCUGAUUAUUAAAAUUUAAAUGUUUUCUGUUUAAAAGCGGUCCUAAAGGUUGACAUACACGUUACGGUACGGCACAGCAAUCUAGCCGUCUGAUCAUCACGCACUACAAACAUGCAUUUUAAUUGAAAUGUAUUGCUGUAUGAAAAAGUUGUAUAUCUCGAACCUCAAUUUAAGGACGUGUUAAAAACAAAAAUAUCAGGGAUAAAAACAAAUUAGUUUCAUUUCUUUAUUCUACUAUAUAACAUUUAUUUUCAAAAAUAUAAAAAAAAUUCGUUCAAGGUCUUUUGUUUUAUAUUAAGUUGCGCAUACGAUAUCGAAUUGCAUUUUUUUUUUUUUUUUUUUUUUUUUUUUCGUAAAUGCAGGACCUCCAUUAACUUCUUUAUUUGAAUAUUGAUAUUAUUCUGAUAGAUCAUAAUAUUGUGAUUAGUUAACAUUUCGGAAUAUUUGAAUAUUGUCAAGUAAGUACGGGCCUAUAUUUUUUAGUUAAAAAUGUGUUGAUUAAUAGAAGCUGUAUUAUCGGUUUUAGAAAUUAUGAAUAUUAAAUACCAACGGAAAAAUUUUAAUCUAUAUGACACUAUAAAAUAUUUUUGAAAUAAAUUGGUUCGUAUUUAAUCAUUAGUGAUAGAAUUAACUAAAAAAGUAAUUACUUGAUAACACUUAUUGGAAACUAUUCUGCUGACAAAAAACCGAAAGGUUUAUAGAGGCUAUUUGAAAGUAGAAAUUAAAAAUUAAAAAGAAAAAUAUAUUUAUUUGUUUAUACAAAACGAAGUUUAAUAAAUAAAAUAGACGAUUUGAAACUUAAAAACAAUCAAACAUCUUAAUACAAUAAACAGAUCAAAAACCAACUUAAAGUUAGAUCAAAACUAAUGUAGAAAGCCUUAUUUUUUUAAAAUUUCCUUAAAUCUUAUUUGGCUUCUUCUUAAGGUUUUCGUAAUAGUCAGCUUCUGUUUAAUUUUAUUUUUUUCAACCAGUCCGAUGUCUUCAACUGGCGGAUGUACGUAUCUAUUUUUAUUUUUACGAAUUCUUUUCAAAAUGUGUGUAAAUAAAUAUUUGGUGGGGAAAUAAUGUUAGCUACAAACUUUUUCGAUCAGGUCUAUCCCCGACCUUUUUUUUGUAAUUGUCCACCAUUUUCAAGUAGCCCCUAAAAACAUAUCCAAAAAUAAAAUCAACUGCACUGAGUUUUCUGUUUAAAAUUGCCAUAUAACAAUAAAAAUCUCAAUUUAAAAGCAUUUUUUGUCGCCCAGUUUUGCUAAUACCAAUGAUGGGACAUUUCUACACUUAGGGGAAGGUGUCGUACCUUGCGACCACUUUAGCAAGUGUUCCUAAAAUGUAAUUGAAAUAACAUUUCGGUAAUAUGAUUGUUGCUAUCAUAACUUUUGACUUUUUGUCUUCACUAUGAUGAUAUGGUUCUUGAAAAAAAAAAUGAGGAAAAAUGUUAUGAAUUAAUAAAAAAAAAGUGAAAAGUCUCUCAAGGUACAACAUGGGGUUGUACCUUGAUCCAUAUGGCAAUCUACCUUGAGCCAAGAUAUAAAAACAGCAAUGACAAAAUAAAACUUUAAUGUUUUGAUUAUUUUAAAGCAUAAGAGCUAAGAUCUACGGCAAAUUUGAAAUAUGACUGCUGACGAGCCGAUCCUCCAGUGGUCAUUGGAGGAAGUAAUUUUAAAAUAACGUCUUUUUCAUCAAUCAUGUAACUUCGGGCCGAAUCAUCCAACAAAAAUGUGUUUGCCUCAGCAGCUUUUUUUAGGUUAGUGAUACAUAUUUCGGGUUUUACUGUCAAAACAUUGGCCAUAUAAUAUCCAGAGCUUUGACCAAUAGGUUUCACCUUCGUUGAUUGUUUCAGUUUCUAAUUGCUUUUCCAGUUGCUGGGCGUUUACUUCGUCAGUCAAACUAAUAUCAUCAUCAGAUUUGGACGACAAGUUCAUCUCAUCUGAUUCGUCUGUACUGUCUACGUUUUGUGCCAAUGUUGGCGCAGGUUUUUUCUUGAAAAAGUUUCUCUUAACUGUCUCAACUUUCUUUAUUAUUUUCAAAUCCUUCAAUCGUUUAGCCUCUUCGUGAAUUUUUGAGCAACGACCUUGGGAAAUGGUUUUACAGCUUCAGAGGACACAAAACUGGUAGAAGCUAAAUAAUUAUCGUCGACGUCAAGUUCUGCAGGGGUUCGAGUAAAUGAAGUGGACGGUCCAGCUUCAACCUCUGCGUUGGCUUUAGGUGGUUGAUUUAGGUUGUUGUCUUCUGGUAUAGGUCGAUAGUGACACUGGAUGGAAGAAAGUCCUCAUCGCCAAAAAUGUCUUAAUUUAAAGGAACAAUUCAAGAAAUUCUGAAUCGACUAAUAAUAUUCUUUGGAACAAAACUCAGAGGAUAAACCUUCCCUACCAUCUCGGUGAUUUCAUAAAUUCGGUUGCAUUUUAUGGCUUGUAUGGGGAUGAAAUGUGAGCAAAAUUAUACCGGCCUCUUUGCAUUUAAUUAUUUCAGGGAUGGAAACGUGACUCUCAUGAUUGCCAAUAUCAGAAUCACAGGGUCAUCAGUAGAAUGCCAAAUGAAGUGAUCCAAGAACUGGAGAAAAAGAUGCUCAUUUGACCAUCCUGAAGAAUUCGCAGCUCCAAUUGCACCAGAGGGACCCCCUUUCAACAUAAAAAUCCUUAAACUUCACCCUUGGAAAAAUGAGCAUAGGAGACACACUGUUGCCAAAGGAACUGAUUGCAGCAAUGAUGGUUACAAGGGUCCCCCUCUCAUCAGAUGUAAUACUACCAAUUUGCUUCACACCUUUUGGUGCUAACACUUUGGGUGGGACGUGAACGGUGGUAAUUCCUGUUUUGUCGCAGUUCCAUAUUCGCUCUGGGGCUAUUGUAGGUCUUCUUUCCAAUAUUUUUUAGGAAAAAAUCGAGUCACGCCCAACUUAUUAAAACCUGUUGAUCGCCCAAGGCUAGUUGCUACCGUUUUACGUAGUGAUAAUUCUUUAUUGAAUCUUUCUCUAAAGCCUGCUCGUAACCAUGACUUUCCAGCCAGUUGCUCCGCGUCCCACUUAUCCGGAUAUUUUUUCAAAUUUGCUUUCGUGUAUUGAAAGGAAAUGAUCUAACUUCGUGCAAAGUGCUGCCUGCUUUAAGUACGAGACAAGUUCAGUUUCUUCGUGUUAUUUACACCAUAGUGAACUAUGUAUUUGAACUUUUCAUCAUUGGGCCCGCGAAAUUUUUUGGCAUGCCUCAUGAGGGAAUGCCUCGACACCUUCUGUAUUUUAGCUGCUUCCCUAUAUGACACUCUAUUCUUCAAAAUUACCUCGACUGCCAUAUCACCUUUCGAGACUAAGGGCCGUUUUAAACCUCGCUUACUACUUGGCAUUAUCUGAAAUGAAGUAAUCAAGAAUAAAAUUCUAUUUUUUUUUCCUAUACCAGUUAAGUUAUACUACGAAAGUAAUGUACGUUGACCCGGUGCAAGGUACAGCACCAAGGCCUGGCUCAAGGUACAGCACACGUGUGUUUAAAUAAAUCAAGGUGAGGAUUUUUAGGUUAGGAGAUGACUAAAUAUAAUAUUAUGGUUUGAUGGCGAAGACAACAUAAUAUCUAAGAUUGUUAUCUAAGCAACAAUUAACAUGUAAUUUACAAAAAAUCUUACCUCGCUUUUUUUACUUUUCUGGCUGUAAAACAAUUUUCAUAACAAAACUCACAAAACCCUUUACAUUCAACUGAUUUUCGGGUAUAGCCAGCUACUGAAAUAUGAUAGUUCUAACACUUACGCAUGGAUGGUGUGCGACUAAAAUUAGCGCGAAAAUUGAAAGUGGCUUAAGGUACAAACCUGUGCAAGGUACGUCACUUUCCCCUACACCGAAAGUAGCAAGGACGACAAAAAAUACUUGCAAAUGGAUUUUUUUAUUUUAGACCUCUAGAAGUAAAUUAUUUCAUUGCCAAAAAAUCAUCGAUAAGAAACAAUAUUUUGAAUUUGACAGCUUACACGACAGCUUCUACCAUCGGGACAUAUUACUUCUAGUUUAACCUCCUCCCCUGUAACCAACUAAUCAAGAAAAAACCCGACAUGUUACUUUUUGCAGUCAGAUGAGAGACUAUAUGGAGUGUAGUGGAGAACUACCUGUUUUCAAAAAGUGUCCCUCAAAAUGUAUGCAAUUAAGAUGGUGUUACUGUACCAGAAUGGCGUUUGAAAGCACCUAAGGUAGUGCCAGUCGAUAAUUCAGUGCACACAAUCACUCCAAUGAUUUCUAUAGUCAUAUAGAUUGCUCGCCUAUAUGUAAAUAAGAGGGUAUAACUUAAAAACGAAAAACUACAACGCGAAAAGCGACCGAGCUUAUAAUCGUAGAGAAAUUUUGAUAAUAGAUGACAAUCGUCAAAUUUUAUUGUAAAUAUAAUAAUAUAAAUAUUCGCCAUUCUGAUCACUUUCUGAAACCUUCUUUACUGCUUUUGGGUGGACACAUUUUGAGAUAAGCAUAUGAUUUUCCUCUACACUCCAUACUCCUGGUGUGUGUAAAGCUUGACUGCUACCCCCAAGCGAGAAAGGUCAAGUUCCUUUGUUGUAUUGUCAGAAACUAAUUAAUUAAAAGCAUUUAUUCACCUGUUUUAAAAUUGUUAAACAAUACAUCAACAUAAGAUAAAAACAUACUGUACACAGUACCUAUAAGCGGAACUAGUAGUAAAUUACUGGGGCUAAGGCAAUAUCCUCGCCUGUAAUAUGUCGCAUAUUUCAAUAAUUUUGAUUCUGGUAAUCAUCCAGGCGCGGCUUAUGAGUUAUUGUAGAGGUGGAAUUGUAGAUAGUGCCGCUGGCACUAUUGGAUAGUCAAAAAAAGAACAUUUUAAAAAUCCAUACACCGAAAUUUAAUAACAUAAACAACUUGAAGCCAAACCAUUUGUUUGGGUUUUUAUUUUCACGGAACUAUGAUGCAGAUGCAGACCUAGGCGCUUUCGAGUACGUGCAUAUCAUAAAUAUAUUGGUCGGACGUCGAGAAUUACUUAUCUCUUUUCAACUUCAAAGCGGAGGCAAAUGCUGUUAUAUCUCUGACUAGUUGUAAUGCAUUUUUCCUUGUGGAUUGCUUUAUAACCCACAAGGUCAAGUUAAAAUACGGCCAGACUGGGCGGAUAAGAAUGAAUUGUAUUUAGAUAUUAGUUUUGCUCCAUUGGUAAUAAUUGGGGAAUUUUGGCAUGAAAAUGUAAUUGUACUUUUUUAAAGAUAGUUUAUUGUUAAAUAUUUAAUAUUGUUUGAAAUAAAUUAGGUGGGUCAUCGACCAAAUGACCUUAUGGAGCAACCGCGCCUGAUAGCUGCUUUCACUCCUUGUCCCAAAGGGUAUAAUUAAGGGAUUAAGGAUAUUUUCAAUCAGGAAUUGUACGUAUACGUAGAUUUGUCGUGAUUUAGUUUUGUGUUGUCACCUAAAUAGGUUGGAAAAAACUGGGUUGUCAUUCAUGGUAUGAAGUCCAGUAUUAGUCUGUGAUUUUUGUCAUAAUUCACUGGGAGAGUGUCAAAAACUAACUCCUAAACCCUCCUAAGUAACGAAAACCAAUUUAAUUUAAAAUGUAUAUAUUUCAAAAAAGGAAAAGUGGGAAUGUCACUUGAUGAGAGCAAGACUUUAGCAUUUCCUUACUUACAAUGCUGGGUGAAUUGUCCUGAAGAACAUUGACCAUAAAACGAUGAUAAUAAUAAGAAGAAGAAAAUAACAACAGAAGAACCUAAUUUCAUACUUUGUUUUUUGCAGUUAGAAAUUCCAACCACAUAUCAAAAUUCUGCCCGUGGGUUAUGAUAUGGCAACUCUGUAGGCUUCUUGUCUUUGACAGGGUCACAUAUAAUUAUUUAGAUUGCUCAAGUAGCUCGUUUUGCGAACAGCCAUAUUGCCUCGCAAGCUCAAUAGUUAGUAUCGGUUUGGCAAAAAUAUGUUUUAAAACCAAUUUUCAGCCUUUGAAUAUGGUAAAAAUAAUAAUUAUUUAAGUACAUUAUUACUUCAAGGCAUAAGUUUAUGUAUAUUUUGAAAAACAUAGAUGUUCAAUCUACAUAACUAUCUAUAUAUCAUUGACCGUGUCAAAUAACCGGGCCCACAGGGUUGCCAUUACCCACGGGCAACCAUUUUGUUUGGAGAGAAGGUAAUGACAGUUUAGAUAUGGCAACCCUGUUGUCAUUAACAGGGCCAAUGAUACAUAUAUAGUUAUAUAGAUUGCUCAAAGCUGGUCGUUUACUAGCGGCCAUAUUGCCUGGCAAAUAUUUAUUAAUUUGAAUCGGUUUAGCAAAAAUGUGUUUUAAAACCAAUUUUUAGCCUUUAGAUAUUUAAAAAAAAUAAUUGCUUACAUUUUUACUUCAAGGCAUACGCUUAUGUUUAUUUUGAAAAAUAUGGAUAAUCAAUCUAUGUAACUAUCUAUUUCAUUGACCUUGUCAAAUCACCAGGUCUACAGGGUUGCCAUAAUUUUGCAAUAUCAUAACCCGUCAAAGCCCACUGGUAGGCAUUCAGUUUGGAAUGCCUAAUUAUUUUGUGAAACGCCGGUAUGCAUUAAAAACAAUCUGCAUAGUCGACUAUAGUCGUACGGUCGUUCUGCAACUGACUUAUUUAUUUGGCAUCUAAACUAAACCAUUUGGCACCGUUUAUUUUCAAGUUAUCCCGCUGUUUUCAAGUAGCCCGGUAGUAGCUUAUAUCAAAUAAUUCAUGAUACAGGUCCGUACUAGUAAGUAAACUUACCUAGUGGUGUUCAAAUCUUCCGAAAUGUUCAAUAAUCACAAUAUGUUGUUGCAUUAUUGUAUUUAGCAUUUACAAAACGCCGUAUACAAAUUUUAAAUUCGCUGUCAUAAGCACAUAAUAUUAAAUAAAAAAUCUUAUAUUAGAGUUUGCUAUUUGUGAAAGUAAAGGUACCUACUGUAGUAGAAUAAAAAAUGGGGACCAGUUGUUUUCUAUCAAAUAUAUCUGAAACCGUCCCUGAUAUUUUGUUUGGUCCUCAAAUUGGUCUUCGAAAUAUACAAUUUUUCUCAAUUUAACCAACUUUGUGUCAUCAACAGUUUGAGAGAUAGCCAUACAUUUCAAUAAAAAAGUGUCCACCCUGUAUAACAGCGCGAUACGGCUCUAGACAAUCAUAAUAACAAUAUGUUAAUAUGACCGAGUGUAUCUCUGUAGAAGAAUUAUUAGUUGUAUUCUGGGUGCUUUACGUAUGACAAUUCAUGAUGCUUAGAUGUAAAACGAGCAUUAGGGCUACUGGAAGAAUUGGAUGAAGAAGUAGUAGGUUACAACAACACUGAUCAGAUACAAAUGUCCAGCAGGUUUAUCUUGUUUUAAUCAAUCCCAAGUGUUUCUGUUCUAGUUUUUGUCAGCAGAAUCUAGAAUUGAAUUUUUUUUCAGUCCAAAUCAUUAGUAAGUAGGUACUGUCAUGCGAGCCAUUUCGUACCAGUUCACUCCUACUCUAAUCUCUUAAGUUGCUUUACCAACUCUGGUUUCAUGCACUAAUUGUUUACAGUAUUCUAACAAUGUAACGUUUAUUUAUUUAUUUAAAUAGUUUGUUAUUUAAUUUAUUUAUACUAAAUACAACGCUAGUUUAUGUAUCUCUUACAAAUAUAGUAAUUUAUAUUGUCAAUAUUUAUGUAAACAGAAAAUUUCUAACUAAAACUUAAAACUUUAGCGAUAAAACAGUGUAUUUAUACACAUAUGUGGCUUCUGGAACAUUCCAGACGUUCUACAACUAAGAAUCAGCACCUACUAAAACAUACAUCGACUGAUCCGACAUUUUCUCACCAAAAUUAUUUUUGCUAGGUGUUUCGUCAUCAUUCCAGUACAUUCUAGAUGAAUGACGAUUCACUUUGACUGGUGAUGAUCAUGGGCGGGUAAUAUGCACUUCGGAGAUUGUAAACUUAAUUGAUUAGAGCGAGACCGUACUGAUCAAAAAUAGCUCGCAUAACAUUACUAUAAAAACUGCAAUAACGAAUUUAUGAGAACUGUCAAAAGCUAGAGCAAAGCCAACUUGAAUAUAAAUUAAUGUAAGUCUUCCAUAAAUUAUUUUGAUCAGUUUAAUAUUUUGCACGGCAAUAAGAUUUCAAAAUCGGUCUGCAUUUUCCAAUUCGUCUUCAUCUUUAUAAUAAUAUCUACUCUCCCUAAUUCAUCCCCUUACGAGUGAAAUUCAACCUCUGAAGCCGACUAAGCGAAUUGUAUAGGGGAAGGGACGGUUAUUAUUAUUUGCCGAGGCGCUCCGAGGCGACUUACAGAUGAUUGACGGCGCCAUUUGACUUACAGGUGAAGCAAACGCCACCCAUCAUCAUCGAAAACGGUAACGCAUAGCGAUUUUUAUGAUCUGGAUGUCAUAUCAUCAGAAAUUAAAUUUUUGCUAAUACGGCAUCCAUCAAAUCCUAUAGAGAACCAUGUAAAUAAGUUCACAUGGUCUUCUGUAGGAUUCGAUGUUUCUUUAUAAUGAACCAAAUUCACUGAUAUUUCUUCGUACAUUGUAUUUACUAAUAUAAAACAAAGCAUAUAAGUUUGCACAUGGUUGGUGUUAAUUAAAAUACUAAAUAUCUAAAUAAACAAGCGUUUCUGACAGCAACAUUAUAUUACUAGACUCACAUAACGGGUACGUUAUCUAGUCAAACAAUCCAAAUAACACCAACGUAAUUACCGCAUUGGUGAAGUAGCCAAACCAAUCGGUUUUUGACCGUAACGUGCCGUACUGUGCUGUAACGGUAAAAUUUGCGAAACACUUGAGAGUCAUUAUUUCUAUAUUUUUAACGAACAAAGCUUUAAGAUUACUUAUGCAGUGUCGUAGAUUUUCCCUAGUACAAUCCUAUUUCAAAAUUGUAAAUAUGAAGUUUCGUCUAGUAUUAAAGUAUUCAAAUUCACAAUUAAAAUUUACUAGUUAUGUUCUUAUAGAGGUAAUAACCAGUAUUUUAAUGAACAAUAUAGGUUAAGUUUUUUACUACUAUGUAUGUAACAACUUAUUGUGCCAUGUUUGUUCGUUAUUACUAUUAGAUUAGAUAUAAAAAGUUGAUUGUAAGAAUAAACAAUUAAAUCAUAAUUUCUAGAUUAUUUUA